Paramecium tetraurelia is the source of this 842-nucleotide messenger RNA. RefSeq lists its product as uncharacterized. Gene Ontology annotation, molecular function: zinc ion binding; ubiquitin protein ligase activity. Gene Ontology annotation, biological process: ubiquitin-dependent protein catabolic process; protein ubiquitination. The transcript has 3 exons. The record is from RefSeq and is a predicted model, not a curated record. Lineage: Eukaryota; Ciliophora; Oligohymenophorea; Peniculida; Parameciidae. Gene Ontology annotation, cellular component: nucleus.
AUGUUUUUAGUAAAUUGUUUAAAAAAGAUAAUAACUCCAGUACCUAAUUGCCAGCAUUAUUAAAGAAAUUGUGAUAAGAAGGCUCCUUGUUGUGGUAAGUUUUACCCUUGCAGGCUUUGUCAUGACUCUGAUUAGAAAGGAUCAACUUCUGAUAGAUGCAAAACAGAAAUCAUGGAUCGAUAUAAUGUUACCGUAAUAAGAUGUCGAAAAUGCUUAUGUGAACAACCCCCAACCAAUAAGUGUAUAUAAUGCGGAAUAAAAUUUGCUAAAUAUUUUUGUUCCAUUUGUAAAUUAUAUGAUGACGAUCCUAAUAAAGACAUUUAUCAUUGUGAUUAAUGUAAUAUGUGCAGGAGAGGAGUUAAAGAAAACAAUUUUCAUUGUAAUACAUGCGGCAUCUGUUUAAGUAAAUCAAUAUAAAAUUCACAUAAAUGUUUAAAUCAAGCCGCCGAAAACGAUUGCCCUAUUUGUUUGUAAAAUCUAAAGGCUUCUACAAGUUAUAUAAUGUAAUUACCUAAUUGUGUUCACUUCAUUCAUUCAAAAUGCUUCAAUUAACUAAUUUAAUCCAAUUAAAGAAAUUGCCCAAUUUGUAGCUUUCCUAUAUUUAAAAUGACUCUAAAUGAGAUUGAAUAAUAUGAUAAAUUAGCUGAAGACUCAAAAAAAUUAUUAUCUCCUCAAGUUUAGAAGUAAAAGGUUUAGAUUAAAUGCUUGGAUUGUAGAGAAAUUUCGAAUGAUAUCUCUUCUAACUACUAUCUAAAAUGCAAUCACUGUGGCUCAUACAAUACAAAAUAAUGAAUUAUUAAUUAAGCUCUUAUUUAUUAUUUCAAUUAUUGUUUUCCUCAUUA